This is a messenger RNA of Saccostrea echinata, 673 nucleotides long. RefSeq lists its product as uncharacterized. The record is from RefSeq and is a predicted model, not a curated record. The coding region runs from base 185 to 673 and encodes 162 amino acids. NCBI's taxonomy places the organism in Eukaryota, Metazoa, Mollusca, Bivalvia, Ostreida, Ostreidae. Gene Ontology annotation, molecular function: protein binding. Gene Ontology annotation, biological process: signal transduction. The transcript has 3 exons.
UUUUCAAUGCAUUUCCUGUCCUGUAGAGAAAAAACAUAUUAUUAACACAAAAGAUAUCACCAAAUACUGGAAACAGGGACACCAAGCAGAGGAUGUUAAUGAGGAGGAAAACCUUCCAAAGUCAUCGAUUGAAUUUAUUUUAAAUGCGGUGUCAAGAAAACUACAUGGAAUUUCCUCCUCCUUUAUGCUUGCACAAACUUUUGGAGUAGACAUGGAAGAAAAUUCCAAAAUAUGUGAUGCAGAAGAUAGAUUUAGAAUUCUCUAUAGAUGGAAAUGCAAAACGUCUGCCACGGAUCAUUUAAAAGAGUUAGGGAGAAUUUUGCGGGGGGCUGAUCUUGGAGAAGCAGAAGAUUGCGUAGAAACUUUUAAAGUGACGGACUUUGAAUGUUACGAUAUAUCUAUGCCUUGUCAGGCUGUUUCAACCAAAGAAUUCCAUUUCUUAAAGGAUAAACUUCCGAAGGAUUACACUCAUUUUGUACGAUUUCUAGGUCUGCCACACAUACAUAUAGAAGAGCUGGAGGUGGAUGGUUCUUCUGUGAAAGAAAGGAUAUAUAAAUCUCUCUUGAAAUUGAAAGAAGAUCGUCCAAAGUUAAGCCGACAGGAAGUAUGUAGAGCUUUGAAGUUCAUAGAGAGAAGUGAUGUCAUUGAUGAUCUAAACAAGCAAUGGGAAUAA